Messenger RNA from Rhododendron vialii, 1542 nucleotides. RefSeq lists its product as uncharacterized. NCBI's taxonomy places the organism in Eukaryota, Viridiplantae, Streptophyta, Magnoliopsida, Ericales, Ericaceae. Bases 136 to 1095 code for a protein of 319 amino acids. The transcript has 2 exons. The record is from RefSeq and is a predicted model, not a curated record.
GUAUUUUUCAGUCAAUUAUUUGUUUUUUGGGUAUAUUAUUUGCCAGGCUUGGUAUAUUAUUCUUCUGUUGAAAUGUCGUAGGAUAAACAACUGACUUUCGCUAAUACAAAUAAUGAGUUGAGUCGUGUAGGGACUAUGGAUAACUAUUCUCUGGAUAUUUGCCACAUUAAGUUGGAUGGUACAAACUAUUUGGUUUGGUCUUGCACUUUUACUUUGGCUAUUGAGGCCAAAGGGAUGUCAGAAUUUAUUGAGGGUUCUGUUAAUCCACCUGUUGAGGCAAUUGAACUGAAGAAAUUUAAAUCUCAAAAAUCGUUAGUUAUGACCUGGUUGUUUAAUUCUACGAGGGCUGAUAUUUGUCAUACUUUUCUACUUCUUGAUACUCCACAUAAGAUUUGGACUACUGCAGCCCAAACCUAUUCUCAGCAGGGUAACGAUGCACAGUGUUUUGAGUUGAGGAAGAAGCUCCGUACAUUGGAACAAAACCAUCGUUCUGUUGCUGUGUAUUUUGCUGACUUGAAUGGAGCAUGGCAGGAAUUUGAUUAUUAUCAGGGAUUUCAGGCUAUUUGUGUUGUUGAUGCUGCUGCUUGGUUAAAGCGAUUGGAGAAGGAACGUGUUUAUGACUUUUUGGCUGGACUUGAUAUAGAAUAUGAUCCAAUUAGAGUGCAGGUGUUGGGUCGUAUUCCAUUUUCGUCAUUGGGAGAGGCCUAUGCCAUUGUUCAGCAGGAGGAGAGUAGGAGGGGUGCUAUGUUGGACAUUCCUACUCCUAAGCGUUCUGCCUUGGUUGCCAUUCCUCAGGGUGGGCUUGUUCCACAGAGUUGUAAAUCACAGUCUGGUGCUAGCAAUGGACCUAUUGCUCGAGAGUCACUCCGGUGUGAUCAUUGCCACAACACCGGCCAUACCAGGGAUUUCUGUUGGAAGUUACAUGGUCGUCCUUCUCGUGGGCGAGGUGGUGGACGCGGUAGUCGCGGUCGUGGUUCCAUGCAUUCUCAGGCCCAGGCUCAUGUGUCGGAGUCUAUAUGGGUUGCUACCCUACCUGAUUCUGGGUUCGGUACUGGGGUUCAGGCGUCUUCUGAUCAUGUUAGUGGUUUUUCUUAGGGGGAGAUGCAAGCUCUCCGCCGCCUAAUGACUCGGGCUGAUUCUCCAUCUACUAUAGCUUCUACUUCUACGACAAGUCCCACUUCAUCCUGUUUUGCUCACACAGGAGCUGGACACGAGCAAAGUGAUUGGCAGUGGUAAAGCACAGGAUGGCCUCUAUUUUUUGGACUCUACACCUCGUCCACGUAUGUCAUGUGGUCUUGCUUUCCAAGCAGAUACGAGUUCAGCUUUUUCUAUGUUACAUCAGUGUCACCGUAGAUUAGGCCAUCCCUCUUUUGGGAUUUUAGAGAAACUUUUUCCUUUUGGGACUUUAAAGAAACUUUUUCCUACUUUAAUUAAGCAUUGUUCUAGGAGUCAGUUUUUUUGUGAAGCUUGUGAAGUUGGAAAACAUAAACGUUCUUUUUAUGCACCUAUUAAUAAACGGAGUGCCACUCCUUUUAUGGUUAU